Cokeromyces recurvatus is the source of this 384-nucleotide messenger RNA. RefSeq names its product tubulin binding cofactor A. Gene Ontology annotation, biological process: tubulin complex assembly; post-chaperonin tubulin folding pathway. The coding region runs from base 40 to 354 and encodes 104 amino acids. Gene Ontology annotation, cellular component: cytosol; microtubule cytoskeleton. Gene Ontology annotation, molecular function: beta-tubulin binding. The record is from RefSeq and is a predicted model, not a curated record. NCBI's taxonomy places the organism in Eukaryota, Fungi, Mucoromycota, Mucoromycetes, Mucorales, Mucoraceae. The transcript has 4 exons.
CCUUCUUACUUUUUAAAUCAUAAAUAAAUUUAAUUAGAAAUGCCUCUUAGUCCUUUAAAAAUUAAAACCAACGUUGUUAAGAGAAUUUACAAGGAACAUCUCGGUUAUCUUAAAGAAGCCGAAACUCAACAAAAACGUAUUGAUAAACUCAUUGCAGAAGGAGCUGAUGAGGCCGAUGUUAGAAAGCAGAAAGAGGUUCUUGCAGAGACACAACAAAUGAUUCCUGAUGUUAAGAAAAGACUUGCUAAUGCUUAUCAAGAUUUACAAAAUCAACUAGAAAACUUUGAAAAUGCUGCUGUUGAUGAAAUACAAGAAGCACAGACUGUUAUUUCUCAAAUUUCAAUUAUUGAAUAAUAAUAAUAAUAAAAAUACCAUUGAUAUUCC